This is a messenger RNA of Belonocnema kinseyi, 740 nucleotides long. It is a transcript of the gene RpS24, whose product is annotated as 40S ribosomal protein S24. Gene Ontology annotation, molecular function: structural constituent of ribosome. Gene Ontology annotation, cellular component: ribosome. NCBI's taxonomy places the organism in Eukaryota, Metazoa, Arthropoda, Insecta, Hymenoptera, Cynipidae. The transcript has 4 exons. Gene Ontology annotation, biological process: translation. The record is from RefSeq and is a predicted model, not a curated record. Bases 60 to 467 code for a protein of 135 amino acids.
GUGAUGGCGCUGCUUACUUCCGCCAAAGCCUUUUUCGAGUAGCAAGAAAAUCGGGCAAGAUGGCCGAAGGAACCGCUACUAUAAGAACCAGAAAGUUCAUGACCAACCGGCUACUAUGCCGCAAACAAAUGGUCGUCGAUGUUUUGCACCCGGGUCAACCUUCGGUCCGAAAAACCGAGGUUCGUGAAAAAUUAGCAAAAAUGUACAAAGUCACCCCAGACGUUGUCUUCGUCUUUGGCUUCCAAACAAACUUUGGAGGUGGAAAAUCCACUGGUUUUGCCCUCGUUUACGAUACAUUGGACUUUGCCAAGAAAUUCGAACCUAAAUACAGGUUAGCUAGGCACGGACUUUACGAGAAGCAGAAGCAAACGAGAAAACAGAGAAAGGAACGUAAGAACAGGAUGAAGAAGGUCAGGGGUACGAAAAAGACCAAAGUGGGAGCUGCGGCUAAAAAGGCAAAGAAGUAGAGAAAUGAUCAUCAUUUGCGUUACAUCUCAGGAUGGAAUGGUCGCAUAUAUAUUUAUAUUAAACAUGGUCUCAGCAUGUCUUCGCAAUCUCUAUAGACAUUUUUCUUCAGCUUCUAUACAAUUUUCGGUGGCUUCUUCAUAAACAUCAUUCAAUAAAAUAUCACGUGGGCUCAUCACAUUUUUUUAAUUUGACCUUUAAAGGGCAUACUGGGGUGGAAAACACCCAGCGUCUUAUUUGCGCUUUAACAAAACGUACCAAAUUCAAGAAAAUGG